GCCAAGCACGGGACCGGCCGGCCUCAGCCGCGUCCAAGCCCGGGCGGGCCGCCAGGUGAGCGCUCCCGGGCGCUCCAAACGCGUCGCUGGCGGCAGUGCGUCCACCAGGCCAAGUACGGGUCAUGGAGCCACGCGCGGGGGGCGCCACGGACCCUAAGGGGAGCAGAGGAGGCCGUAUCCUUCCCCCGCCCGCGGGCCCCAGAGCCCGGCAGCUCCUGGCGCGGCUGGACGCGCGCCCCCUGGCGGCCCGAGCUGCGGCCGACGUGGCGGCGCUGGUACGCCGGGCCGGCGCCACAUUGCGCCUGCGCCCCAAGGAGGACAAUAGCGUGCUGGAUUCUGCAGACAUAGAGGUCACAGACAGUCGCCUUCCUCAUGCCACUUUCGUGGAACACCGGCCCCAGCAUCGUCGGUCAGAGACCUUGGGUACACGUACCGCGCCACCCCAAGUGACCGAGGGUAAGGCACGUCGUGCUUCGAAGCCGCCCCAGGCCUCUGGUCAGUUCUGUGUGGAACUCGUUCGCAGUUCCGUGGGCUUUGGCUUCACAUUAAGUGGAGGCCGAGAUGCAGACGGGGACGCUCCGCUGGCAGUUCGCGGGCUGCUGAAGGACGGGCCAGCACAGCGCUGCGGUCGCUUGCAGCCUGGCGACCUCGUGCUCCACAUCAAUGGAGAGUCAACUCAGGGCCUCACGCAUGCUGAGGUCAUGGAUCGGAUUCGCACAGGAGGUCCCCGGCUCUGCCUUGUGCUAAGCAGGCCUCCUGAGACCCACCCCGGCAAGCCUGAGCGGGUGGGAGGGCCCUGGAAAGAAGAUGAUCGCAGUGCAGAUCCUGGGGGACCAGAGGUGACGAGGUCUCGAAGCUCCAGCACUUCCCCACUUCAGCACCCUCGACCCCGUACGACGCCCCAAACCCGGGGCAGCCCGGAGUCUAGCCCAGGAGUGGCGGACGACCCCGCGGUUCCUCCUCCUGAGGGCCGCACAGAGGACCCCAACGACCACACCCCGGAUUCCCCUGGACCCUGGCUGGUGCCGAGCGAGGAACGGCUCUCGCGAGCCCUAGGGGUCCCGGGGUCCGCGCAGCUAGCCCUGGAGAUGGCAGCCGGAAGGCGGAGGCACUGAGCGUGUAGCAGACGGGUCACUUGGUACUGCCCAACCUGGAUCUGGUGUGCCCCGCCCGCCGCUCACUAGCAUCAUGGGGAGAGCUUCCUUGGCCUUCUCCCCCUCCUGCUUCGCAGUCGACCAGCCCUUGCUCCCCUCGAGGCGUCAGUGGUACGGCCCUCCCGGACCGGCCAGCCCUGCGCAACUUGCUUCGGGCGGGGGAGGUAAUAAAAUGGUUCGAUCCGGUCUUAACUUGCCAGGUGCUCUAGGCUGGGUGGGGCUCCCGAGUCCUACCCGUAAAGCAGCGGGUGGGUCGACCUGGUUGUGAGGAGGGCCUCUUCUAGCAACCAUUGGCAAGCUUACUUCCUGCUGUUCCUUUCAUGCCUCUAGAGAGGUCUUCGCUUCUGCCGGCAU
Messenger RNA from Globicephala melas (long-finned pilot whale), 1508 nucleotides. It is a transcript of the gene MAGIX, whose product is annotated as MAGI family member, X-linked. Gene Ontology annotation, molecular function: protein binding. NCBI's taxonomy places the organism in Eukaryota, Metazoa, Chordata, Mammalia, Artiodactyla, Delphinidae. The record is from RefSeq and is a predicted model, not a curated record.